CAGACUCCUUCCAUCCAAACUUCAGAGCAACUUUCUCUCUCUUUCCCCAUUACUAUAGCUCUCUUCUCUUCUUUCGCAGACCUUAAUAAUGGCUUUUAGCAUCCCCUUCUUCCUCCUCACGCUACUCCUCGCCAAUACUGCAAAAGCAGCCAUUAAUCCAUUAUCACUUUCCUGUAAUCAAACGCCAUACCCGGAGCUCUGCAACUCCAUGCUUACCACGACUAAUCUGGCCAAACAAAAUGUUCAAGCCGGUUUCCGUGAGCUGGCCAUCCGAGCCACCCUAGCCCGAGCCCAGCUGGCCCACCAGAUAGCGUCGGAGAUAGAUAUGUCGAGCAUGGGCCAGCCCACGAAGGCUGCGUGGGCCGAUUGUCUGGAUCUCUGCGAGAACACCAUCACCCAGCUCAACCGCACCCUGUCUCACACCUCUUCCCACGACGACUCCCAAACCUGGCUGAGCGCCGCCAUUGCCAACCAGCAGACUUGCAUAAACGGUUUUCUAGACCUCAACUCCUCCUUCCACUAUCCUUCAUCUCCAUUCUUAUCCCACAACAUCUCCAACGCCGUCAGCAACUUGCUUGCCAUUAACAAGGCGGCCGCGACUGCGGCCUCCGGUAGAAAUCGAAAGUUGCUUUCUGAUGCUGGAAGCAAGUUUCCGGCUUGGGUUUCGGUGGCGGACCGGAAGCUUCUUCAGUCAUCUUCGACGGUGAAUGCCAAUAUUGUGGUGGCGCAGGAUGGGUCGGGGGACUAUAAGACUAUUUCUGAGGCUGUGGCCGCCUCUGCUAAACAGAGGAGCGGGAGUUCAAGGUUUGUGAUACAUGUGAAAGCUGGUACGUAUAACGAACAGGUUGAAAUCCAGGCGUCGAUGAAGAACUUGAUGAUUGUUGGGGAUGGAAUUGAUAAGACCGUGGUGACGGGCAGCAAGAACGUCGAUGAUGGAUCCACCACCUUCCGCUCUGCAACUUUUGCUGUUGAUGGAGACGGAUUCAUCGCACGUGACAUCACCUUUCAAAACACGGCGGGUCCUCAGAAACAUCAGGCGGUGGCUCUCCGAUCGGGCUCCGACCUCUCCGUCUUCUACAGCUGCAGCUUCAAGGGAUAUCAAGACACCCUCUACGUCUACAGCCAGCGCCAGUUCUACCGCAACUGCGACAUCUACGGCACCGUCGACUUCAUCUUCGGUGACGAUGCCGCCGCCGUCUUCCAGAACUGCAAUAUCUACGCCCGCAAACCCCUUGGCGGGCAGCAGAACACCGUCACCGCUCAGGGCCGUACUGACCCCAACGAGAACACCGGAAUCUCUAUCAUCAACUCCGUCAUCGCCGCCGCCUCCGAUCUCACCGGAAGCUCCGUCAAAAGCUACCUCGGCCGCCCAUGGAAGCAGUACUCGAGAACGGUUAUAAUGAAGACCAAUAUCGGAAGCCUCAUCGAUCCCGCCGGCUGGCUCGAGUGGAGCGGCAAUUUUGCUCUCUCGACGCUGUCUACGCUCUACUACGGUGAGUAUUUGAAUACCGGCGCCGGGUCUAGCACUGCGGGCCGGGUCAAGUGGGCCGGAUACCACGUCAUCACCAGCGCUUCGGAGGCCGCAAAGUUCUCCGCCGGUAACUUUAUAUCCGGGGAUUCGUGGAUUCCGGCCACCGGCGUUCCGUAUAGCUCAGGGGUUUAAUUCGAUUGAUUUUUGGAGUCUGUGUCUGUCUUUGUAGUUUGUUGAUAGUUUAUUUUAUGGGGUGGGGGUAAACCGAUUAAUUUGUGUUUGAUUAUUUGAAUGAAUGUGUAACUAGGAGUCAUUCGAUUCAUAUGUAUAAGUCGUAUAUGGGUGAUUAUUUAUGUCUAAAUUAAACUUAUAGCUAGAAAUUAAAAAAAAAAUCAUUUUUUGUUUC
This is a messenger RNA of Phalaenopsis equestris, 1877 nucleotides long. RefSeq names its product pectinesterase-like. Lineage: Eukaryota; Viridiplantae; Streptophyta; Magnoliopsida; Asparagales; Orchidaceae. The record is from RefSeq and is a predicted model, not a curated record. Gene Ontology annotation, biological process: cell wall modification. The transcript has 2 exons. Gene Ontology annotation, molecular function: pectinesterase activity; pectinesterase inhibitor activity. Bases 89 to 1663 code for a protein of 524 amino acids.